This is a messenger RNA of Electrophorus electricus (electric eel), 795 nucleotides long. It is a transcript of the gene eef1b2, whose product is annotated as eukaryotic translation elongation factor 1 beta 2. Gene Ontology annotation, cellular component: cytosol; eukaryotic translation elongation factor 1 complex. The record is from RefSeq and is a predicted model, not a curated record. Lineage: Eukaryota; Metazoa; Chordata; Actinopteri; Gymnotiformes; Gymnotidae. Gene Ontology annotation, molecular function: guanyl-nucleotide exchange factor activity; translation elongation factor activity. Gene Ontology annotation, biological process: translational elongation.
UACGGGCGGCUCUAUCGGCCUCUUCCGCCCUCAAACACUAACGGUACACGACGUCUAAUCUCAGAAAUGGGCUUCGGUGACCUGAAAACUCCUGCUGGGCUUAAAGUCCUUAAUGACUUUUUGGCAGAUAAAAGCUAUAUCGAGGGGUAUGUGCCAUCUCAGGCUGACAUUGUUGUGUUUGAUGCCCUGUCUGGUGCACCCUCUGCUGACCUGUGCCAUGCUCUUCGUUGGUACAACCACAUCAAGUCUUACCAGAAGGAGAAGGCUAGCCUCCCAGGGGUGAAGAAGCCUCUGGGGCAGUAUGGGCCUGCUGGCAUGGAGGACACAACUGUAGGAGUCCCUGCAGUCAAAGAUGAGGAAGAGGAUGAUGACAUUGACUUGUUUGGCUCUGAUGAGGAGGAGGAGGAUGAGGAAACCAAGAGGAUUAAGGAGGAGAGACUAGCAGCCUACAAUGCAAAGAAGUCAAAAAAACCAGCCCUCAUCGCCAAGUCCUCGAUCCUUCUGGAUGUCAAACCGUGGGAUGAUGAAACGGAUAUGACCAAGCUAGAGCAGUGCGUCCGAAGCAUUCAGAUGGAUGGUCUGGUGUGGGGCCAGUCCAAAUUGGUUCCUGUUGGUUAUGGUAUCAAGAAGCUGCAGAUUGCAUGUGUAGUAGAAGAUGACAAGGUGGGAACAGAUCAGCUGGAGGAGCUGAUCACUGCCUUUGAGGACUAUGUGCAGUCCAUGGAUGUGGCUGCCUUCAACAAGAUUUGACACUUCAGUGGACAGCAUUAUAAAAUAAAGUAGCACUUAAAAUAA